AUGCAUGGUCUCACUGUCACCGGAGCCGUUCUUCUCGCUGUAUUCUCCGUCUUCCUCCUUGCCCUUCUCGCCGAGCUCUCAUACUUCUUAUGCCUCUACCGCCGGAGCCGUGCCAGAGCCAGAGUCGGAGACGCUCCCCACGCGCCGCCGGGGAAGGAGCUCUUGUUGUUCUUCUUGUGCCGCAAGAAUCAGUCUCGGAUCGAACCGGCGGCAAACGCGCCUCCGAUGGAGCUUCGAUCGCCGGAGGAGACGGCGGAGGAGGCGGAAGAGGACGUGGCUGCGAAAUGGCAGAUGGAUAUGUUGUACGGACCGUCUAGGUUUCUGUUCACGAUCGAGGAGGAAGAGGGAGAAGAUGGGUGCUCAGCGGAGGAUAUCGGCAGUGACGGUGACGCUAGCCGGCGACUAAAUCCGGCGGAGAUCGGAGGUUCGCCGCCGUUCUCGACGCCGUGCGCUUCGCCCCCGUAUUAUACCCCGUGGCCUUCUCCCGGCCGGGAAGACAUCUCCGUCGAUGUCGGGGAUUGA
Molecule: messenger RNA, 522 nt
Organism: Tarenaya hassleriana
Lineage: Eukaryota; Viridiplantae; Streptophyta; Magnoliopsida; Brassicales; Cleomaceae
Exons: 1
Coding region: 1-522 (173 amino acids)
Source: RefSeq, a predicted model, not a curated record